AUGAUCUUUAGACCUAAAUUUCCUGGAAGACAGCCUGCAAAAAAGCUUGAUAUCGUAAUUGAACCUAAAGUGUGAGUAGUACCACAAGAGGCUAAAUCAGAACAAAAAAUUAUAAAUCAUGGAAAUGAGGAUAAGCAAUCAGAAGAUAUGGACUUAAGUUCUCCUUCUCCAGUCAGAUCCCCUGAGCAUAUCACAUAUGAGAAUCCCUCAUUUCCAGUUCCAUACUCCACUUCUCAAAUUUCAAUCCCAAAUGUAAGUGAGCUAAAAGAAUUUUUACCAAGUCCAGUAUUUGAAUAUAAAGGCAUAGAAUGUCCAAGAUCUCGAAGUCGGUCACCGCCCACUCCAAGACAAGAAAGCCCAAUUUUUGAAGAAAAUAAGCAACUUCCAAGCACAAUUCAGCCUAAACCUCUAUCACCAAAGCCAAAAAAAGCUAAAAAGACCACUUCAGAUAGCGAAGAUGAUAUGUUUGCAAAAACCCCUUCUGAUGAAAGCGGAGACGAAGACAUUAUAAGAGGAAAAGGAGAAGAAAUGGACGACACGCAUGGAUACUUUGUCCCUCAAGUUGGAGAAGUACUUUUAGAUUUAGCUGCCAGGAGAAGAUACAAAAUUCAAGCUUUGAAAGGAAGAGGGGUCUAUUCUUGCGUUGUCCAAGCUAAAGAUAUGGAAUCAAACCAAAGUUAUGCAAUAAAAAUACUGCGAAAUAUCGAGGUCAUGAUAAAAUCAGGACAAAAAGAAAUUAGAUUUCUAGCACAAUUGAAUGAGGCGGACCCAAAGGAUAGGAGACAUAUACUCAGGCUAAAAGGGAAUUUCACUCAUCAAACUCAUUUAUGCAUUUGUUUUGAAGAACUUGGAAUGAAUCUCAGAGAAGUUCUAAAUAAGCAUGGAGCAGGAGUUGGAAUUUCUCUGGUUGCUGUAAGAUCAUAUGGAAAGCAAGCCUUUAUAGCUCUCGCAUUUAUGAAAACACAAAAAAUGAUGCAUUUUGACAGUAAGAUUUAUAUAGUAAAACCUGAUAAUAUCUUAAUAACCGAAGAUUUGAGGAAAAUUAAGCUUUCAGAUUUUGGAAAUGCUGUUGUUGAAGGAGAAAAUGCUAUUAGCGAAAAUAUCGUUGCUAGGUUUUAUAGACCUCCAGAAAUUAUUUUGGGGUAUUCGUGUGAUUAUGCUGUUGAUGUUUGAAGCUUAGGUUGCACGCUAUUUGAGUUAUAUACAAGCCGAGUAUUAUUCCCAGGGGCUACUAAUUCUCAUAUGCUGAAAUUAAUAAUGGAAGUUAAAGGAGUUAUGCCCAAGCGAAUGAGAUCAGUAGGUGAAUAUUCCUCUCAAUAUUUUGAUCAAUUUAACUUUUUCUUUACAUCUGAUGAUAGUCAGCAAAUUCACUUAGUCCCUAUCUCUGAAAUUAAAAAAGAAAAAAGCUUACUCUUCUUUUAAGACAAUUUCAUCCUGCAUUAAGCAGGGUUUUUUGCAAUUUAUUAAAAUUUUAUAUGAAAUAUGAUAAAUUAGGUCUUCUGUAGCCAAAAAAAAUUUAUUAAUAGAGUUAGGAGUUAUUUUAGAGCCAAAUUCCCAAAUAUUACAAAGCCAGAAUCAACUUAAUGAAUCUGAAGAACUCAAAAGACUUAAAUCUUUUGAAAACUUAUUAGAACAAUGCUUAACACUAGAUCCUGCCGAUAGAAUUACACCUGAAUUAGCAUUAAGCCAUCCAUUUUUCAAUUAA
This is a messenger RNA of Blepharisma stoltei, 1705 nucleotides long. The record is from the annotation of a GenBank genome assembly. Lineage: Eukaryota; Ciliophora; Heterotrichea; Heterotrichida; Blepharismidae.